This is a messenger RNA of Gamsiella multidivaricata, 534 nucleotides long. RefSeq names its product Longin-like domain-containing protein. The coding region runs from base 1 to 534 and encodes 177 amino acids. The transcript is spliced from 3 exons. The record is from RefSeq and is a predicted model, not a curated record. Gene Ontology annotation, cellular component: COPI vesicle coat. Lineage: Eukaryota; Fungi; Mortierellomycota; Mortierellomycetes; Mortierellales; Mortierellaceae. Gene Ontology annotation, biological process: intra-Golgi vesicle-mediated transport; intracellular protein transport; retrograde vesicle-mediated transport, Golgi to endoplasmic reticulum.
AUGGUCAAUCUUACACUUUAUACCGUCAAGGCUGUAGUGAUGCUCGAUAGCGAGGGCGGUCGCGUUCUUGCAAAGUACUUUGGCGCAGACUAUACUUCGCCCAAAGACCAAAAGGCGUUCGAGAAGGGUCUUUAUGAUAAGACGAAGCGUGCACCUCAUGGCGAAAUCCUGCUCUUUGAUAACCAGGUCGUCCUUUACCGAUUCCACGAGGAUGUCUUCUUUUAUAUUGUCGGCAUGCCCGAAGAGAACGAGGCUAUGCUCUUGGUCAUCUUGAAUGCCUUCUCAGAUGCAGUCUCGAUGCUGUUGAGACAUCAAAUUUCAAAGCGUGUCAUCCUGGAAAACUUGGAUCUCGUCGUCUUGGCGUUGGAUGAAACAAUUGACGAAGGCAUCGUUCUGGAGACGGAUUCAUCGGCUAUUGUGGCUAGGGUGUCAAAACCAAGGGAGAACUUGUCGGAUGUGCCAUUGUCAGAGCAGACCUUGAUUCAGGCCUACCAGACUGCCAAGGAGAAGUUUGGAACAGCACUGCUGAAAUAG